AUGGCACUAGAUAACAAAAGCUAUCCUGAAGAGUUCAUCCUACUAGGCUUUGCUGACCGUCCAUGGCUAGAGUUUCCAAUAUUUGUAGUUCUUCUCAUAACAUACCCCAUGGCCUUGAUAGGAAACAUCUCCAUUAUUGUGGUGUCCAAGUUAGAUCCCUGUCUCCACACUCCCAUGUAUUUCUUCCUCACCAACCUCUCCUUUUUGGAAAUAUGUUACACCACCAGCAUCGUGCCUCAGAUGCUAUUUAACCUGGGAAGCUCUAAAAAGACCAUCAGCUGUAUGGGGUGCAUAAUUCAGCUAUAUUUAUUCAGCACACUAGGAGCCACAGAAUGUCUUCUCCUGGCCCUCAUGUCUUUUGAUCGCUACGUGGCCAUCUGCAGACCUCUGCACUACACCCUCAUCAUGAAUUGGCGCAUCUGCAUCCUGUUGGUGUCCAUUUUAUGGCUGAGUGGAAUUACUUAUGCUCUCGUUGAGGUCACUCUCACAUUACAGUUACCACUGUGUGGCGUCAGUAAACUGGAUCACUUGUUUUGUGAGAUUCCAGUUCUGAUAAAGACUGCCUGUGGGGAAAAGGAGGCUAAUGAACUCUUGCUUUCUGUGGUGUGCAUUUUUAUAUUAGUUGUUCCCCUUUGUUUAAUUCUGGCAUCCUAUGCAUGUAUUGGGCAUGCCAUAUUUAAAAUUAAAUCUUCUGAAGGAAGGAAAAAGGCCUUUGGGACAUGCUCCUCUCAUCUCAUUGUAGUUUUCUUACUUUAUGGUCCAGGCAUUAGUAUGUACCUUCAGCCCCCCUCUUCCAUCUCAAGGGACCAGCCCAAGUUUAUGGCCCUCUUCUAUGGAGUGGUGACUCCUACAGCCAACCCCUUCAUCUACACCCUGAGGAAUAAGGAUGUGAAGUGGGCAUUAGGCAAGCUGGUGAGGAGUAUUCUCAGUUCCAAAUGA
This is a messenger RNA of Sciurus carolinensis (gray squirrel), 939 nucleotides long. RefSeq names its product olfactory receptor 2B11-like. Gene Ontology annotation, biological process: G protein-coupled receptor signaling pathway. Gene Ontology annotation, cellular component: membrane. NCBI's taxonomy places the organism in Eukaryota, Metazoa, Chordata, Mammalia, Rodentia, Sciuridae. The record is from RefSeq and is a predicted model, not a curated record. The coding region runs from base 1 to 939 and encodes 312 amino acids. The transcript has a single exon. Gene Ontology annotation, molecular function: olfactory receptor activity; G protein-coupled receptor activity.